CCCGUUUAAACAAUAAGUAUACGCAACGUAAAAUCUAAAGGAACGCAAAAUGGCAGACACUGCGAAUCCCUUUGACAUGGACACUUCCGGCUUUGAUGCUGAAAAGUAUCUGGAGAAACUGCUAAAGGACUGCUCUCUGCGAGAAAUCAUGGAUACCGAGGCAGCUGUGGUCAAGGAUACACAAACCCUGCAUUCGGAUAUGCAAACGCUGGUCUAUGAGAAUUACAACAAAUUCAUUUCGGCCACGGACACCAUACGGAAGAUGAAGAAUGACUUUAAGCAGAUGGAAUCGGAUGUUAAUCUGCUCAUGAACAAGAUGCAGUCCAUCACCAGCUUCAGUGAACAGAUAACCGGCACUUUACAGGGCACAAGAUCACAAUUAUGUCGCCUAUCCGAAAAGCAUUCGCUUCUUAAGCGACUGCAAUUUCUUUCCACUCUACCGGCCAAAUUGAAAUCUUUGAUUGAAGAGCAAAACUAUGCCCAGGCUGUGCAGGAUUACCUGCAUGCCCAGAAGGUAUUCGCACAAUAUGGAAGACAACCUUCAUUCGAUGGCAUUAAGCGGGAAUGUGAUCAAAUCAUGGGAGAUUUAAAGGACAAACUGCGUCGUGACUUCCAGAGAGCUGGCAAUACGGCACAAUCUUUGACAGAAAUCGGGGAAUUGCUACUCCAAUUGGACGAGAAGACAUCGGAUUUGGCCAGCGAAAUGCUGACGUGUGCUGGCAAACGUUUGCACGAGCAGAUUGUCAUGUUGCAGGAUCAGACAGAACGCGAUAUGCUGGAAUUUGUGGACAUGGGCAUCGAUGGUUUCCUCAAUGACCUGGCCCUGGUGGUUACCUCCUAUUUUGAUAUGUUUGUGGCCAAGCAUUACGAACAGGAACGCGAUGACUUCCAGGAGAAUGCCUUGAAUGAGUUAAAUAUCUUUCUAAAUCAAAACAUCGACAAGUACUUAAAUCUGGUUCAGGAUCGUGUGGAAUCUGACAUUGGCUAUGGUGACACUCAGGUCAUGUUGCGUGCCCUGGAUCGUUUGCAUCGUCGUCUCCAGGCCAUGCGUAACAUAUGCCGCGGUCUGGAGGUCCAAAAGAACACGGUGGACAUUAUCAUUGGGGCAGCACAUCAACUGUGCGAUGCCCAUUCGAAGAAUCUCAGGGAUCACUUUGCCGACAGUCUCAGUUCAGUGCGUUUGUCUCUCGUCUCGGCUAAGAGUGAUGCUGCUACUGGACUGAAUCUAUCGGAAUUGAUAGGCAAUCUAUAUGUAUCCAUGGUGGAAAAGAUCAAGGGUGUGCUGCAAGAUUUGCUAAUCUUUCUACGCACCGAUUGGUCCUUUAACAUCAAGGCUGAGCACAGAGGAGCACUCUGUGUGGAGGGUAUAAGGGAGAAUCUUCUGAUUGGCUUCCUGCGUCACAUUUCCAAAGUUAUGUGCGGCUUUGCCAAUGCCUCAAGCUCUAGUCCACCUAAUUUGCUAUUGGUUCUCUCGAAAACUUGCCUAGAACUAGAGCAGCAAGGCGUCCACAUCCUGAUUGCUCUGGUCGAUGACCUCUAUGAGAUUGACUCAGAGAACAGUGCCACCUUGACCCAUGAGACGGAAAUCUGUGCCGAGAUGCGUGAGACAGCCCAAUCCCUAUUAGAUGCCUAUGUACGACAGCAGGGCACAAAUAUCUCCCAAAUGCUACGCAAAAGUGUGGAAACUCGUGACUGGUUGAAUUGCCUAGAGCCGCGUUCGGUGCGUGCCGUGAUGAAGCGAGUGGUCGAGGAAUUGGGUGGCAUCGAAACGGUGGUGGCCAGCCUCUAUGAGAGUUCGGGCAAUGCUGGUGGUUUUCGCACCACUGCCAGCAGUGAUUCCAGUCGCAAAACUUACUUUAGCAAUUUCACUGCCUCCAAACCACAAUAUCGUUCAAAUUGGUCCAACUAUACACCAUCACAAUUGGAAUCCAGCUAUGUGAGCAAUAUUCAUCGCUUAUUCUCCGAACGUGUGGAUAUUUUCACUUCUGUGGAAUUUACCAAGGCUUCCAUUGUCAUGGGCAUCAUCAAAAUUGGCCUUAAAACCUUGUUGGAGUGCGUCCGUUUGCGUACAUUUAGUAAAUUUGGUCUACAACAGAUUCAAGUGGAUGCCCACUAUCUGCAAAUGAAUUUGUGGCGCUUUGUCAGCGAUGAAAACCUGGUAAACUUUUUGCUAGAUGAAAUUCUGGGCUCAGCUGUUCAUCGUUGUUUGGAAUCUGUACUUAUGGAACCAAAUGCCGUGGAAAUUAUAUGCGAACGUGGUUAGUAU
Molecule: messenger RNA, 2266 nt
Organism: Drosophila willistoni
Lineage: Eukaryota; Metazoa; Arthropoda; Insecta; Diptera; Drosophilidae
Gene: Vps51
Product: vacuolar protein sorting-associated protein 51 homolog
Exons: 6
Coding region: 50-2263 (737 amino acids)
Biological process (GO): endocytic recycling; retrograde transport, endosome to Golgi; Golgi vesicle transport
Cellular component (GO): EARP complex; GARP complex; membrane
Source: RefSeq, a predicted model, not a curated record